Messenger RNA from Gadus macrocephalus (Pacific cod), 3061 nucleotides. Its product is annotated as piggyBac transposable element-derived protein 4-like. Lineage: Eukaryota; Metazoa; Chordata; Actinopteri; Gadiformes; Gadidae. The record is from RefSeq and is a predicted model, not a curated record. The transcript has 3 exons. Bases 987 to 2852 code for a protein of 621 amino acids.
ACCUCUUAAAACCCAAUCGCCCACCGGUGGGCGAUUGGGUUUGUUGACGAUAUGUUUCCACUACGGAGCGACAUAACCCGCUUCAACUUUCAUCAUUACAGACAUUCUAUACGUCGUUAGAAAGGGUAGAAUCUCCACAAUUUAUUCAUCCGGUUGUUUUUUCUAUAAAUCAUGAGCACAAAACCAUAAAUCAUUGAUAUUUACCAGCAUGGUAAACCGGAAAUGCCAAAAAACAGAGCGACUCCCUACCUUUGAAGCAAUCUGAGAACCGUAAUAUGUGUCCAUUCCUCAAUUAUUUAUAUUCCAAUUGUCCGUGAGAAUCCACUGAUCAAAAGCAUCAAAAUGGUUUUUCAUAAAAUGAUUCCAGCUUGUGAAUAUCGUCAUGUAAAGUCCAUUUGUUUACCAUCUCCAAACUUUGUUCGUCAACUAACAUCCAGACGUUCGCAGCCGUAUCGAUAUUUUCUCUACCUCCAGUAUGGAGUUGUUGGGUAUGCUUGUUUUCAUCACUUUGCUGGCUACAAAAUAAAAGUGUCCCCGUCUUUUUCUGUUCAGUUUUCACCCCGGUACAGCCCGUGAAGUAGAUGGAGCGCUCCCAGUUCGAAGGGCCAAUGGGCUUUGUUUACUUUGUUUCGCGGCUUUAGUAUAGGGACAGCGUAUUGGCUAUUGAUAUAUCAAUCACUUGGGCUUCUAGCCAAUGAGUUUACCUUUCCAACGCUGCCAGGCGUGUCCAGGUGUGAUACGUAUGAGCCGAGAUAUAAAGCUGCGUCAACACGGCAGACAACUCACUUUGCGCAGGAGAGAGCCUCCAGAGGACCAGGACGCACAACUCAAUUGCCCCUUUAAAUUUUGUUGCACAGCUUUCGCCAUUUACAUUGGCGAAAACAACGAAGAAAACCAAUUAUUAUGGCCAUGAAGAAGCCCUCGCGUUGAUUUUGGAUUCAUCCGAGGACAGCGAAGACAGCCAAUAUGACUCUGAGAGAGAGGAGAUGUUCGAACAACAAUUAGACGACGUCUUAGAUCGGUCAAUGUCUGAGGACAGUGAUGAAGAUUGGGAGCCGCAAAGCCAGACAGGCAGACGCCCGACCCCCACUCCUACUGAAAGUGGUCGUCGGAAGCGUCAGAGAUCGCACUCUGCAGCCACCAGUGCUACCUUCCCCGCUGCAUCGUCCACCGCCACACCAACGACUGGCCGUUCCCGUGCUGCACGACGUGUCCGGGGGAGGGGCAGGAGAGGAGGAUCCCGAGGACCCUCUCCAGGACCCUCUCGAGCACCCAGCGCCGCCACAGGGGAACAACAGUGGCGUGAUGUGGGGGAUCACGACGUCGAGCCUGCCCUCCUUGACUUCGUGCCGGUGAGACAGCCUGGACCACAGCAGCGGACCAGAGUGGCAACCAGUCCACUCGAGUUUUUCAGACUGUUCUUUACCGACGCUGUGCUCGACACUUUGACGGCGAACACCAACGCCUACGGAGCCAAGAGGCACGACGGAAAGCAAGUGGUCUGGCACAACAUCUGCAGAGCGGACAUUUACUCCUACCUCGCCAUGGUGAUCUACAUGGGGAUGGUCAAAUGCUCCUCGCUGCUGGACUACUGGAGAGGGUCCCGUCGCUACAGCCUUAUAUUCCCCCCCUCUGUGAUAUCCCGAAACAAGUUCCUGAGGAUUUCCCGGGCUCUCCACAUGAGCGACAUCACAGCAGACGAGGAGAACGUGGCUAAGAGGGGGACGCCGGCUUACGACCGCCUGUGCAAGAUCAAGCCCCUUUACAGCCACAUCGUCGAAGCCUGCAAAGCCCACUUCCAGCCGGGGCGACACAUCUCUAUCGACGAAAGGAUGGUUGCAUCCAAGGCCAGAAUAAGGCCUCCCAAGGCCUCCCUAAAACAAUACAUCAAGAGCAAGCCCACUAAGUGGGGAUAUAAGCUGUUUGCUUUGGCAGAUUCUGGCACUGGAUACACCUGGAAUUUCUUUGUGUAUGAGGGCAAGUCACCUGGUUAUGGAAAUGGGCUGAGCUAUGACUCCGUCAUGUCACUCUUGGACUUUGAUCUCCUUGGUACAGGUUAUCAACUUUACGUUGAUAACUUCUACACAAGCUCCCACCUUUUUCUGGACCUGUUCAAGAAGAAGAUGGGGGCUUGUGGUACCAUUCGUGCGAACCGGGUUGGUUUCCCCAAGACCACAAUCAAUGACUUCACAAGGGGCACUCCUCGGGGCGCCAUCAAGUGGAUCAGGGACAGUGAACUGCUUUUUGUGAAAUGGAUGGACACUAGAGAAGUGGUCAUGUGUUCCACCAUUCACAAGGCGUUCACCGGCGACACGGCCCAAAGGAGAGUGAAGACGGCUGGUGAGUGGGAGGUCGUCUAUGUCCCCAUUCCAGCAGCAGCCAAGGACUACAAUCAGCAUAUGGGGGGGGUGGACCUGUCGGACGCACUGAUUGGGUAUGACAGCGCUUCACAUAAGACGAUGAAAUGGUACAGGACAUUUUUUUACCAUUUUUUGGACAUUGCUAUUGUGAACGCUCACAUAUUGUACCAGCAGUGUCAGAGGGGAUCGAUGACUCAGAAGGAGUUUCGUCACGCCCUCAUCGAGGAGCUUGCGGACCUAGGAACACCAUCCACAUCCAGGCCAUCCACCUCACAGGUCGCUGCACCCCCAAACCCAGCAGCAUCCCACAAGCCGCAUUACUUGGAUAAACAGGAUGAGGCUAAGCGGGACUCUGCGGGCAGGGCCGGCAGACGGCUCUGCAAGCUGUGUCACAGAAAGACACCAGUCGGGUGUUCGACGUGUGGCGUUCCCUUGUGUUUUGUUGCCACAAGGGACUGUUAUAAUGAGUGGCACACGCAACAAGGGAUGUAGAACGGCCCAAAGUGUCCUGACAGCGCACUGUACUGUUUUUGUACGGUACUCUGUGAUACACAUUCUUAUACAUUUUUUGUAUAGUUUUUGUAUAUUGUUCAUAUUUAGUUCAUAUUUUUUGUAUAUAGUUCACUCAUUUUUCAUAUUUUGUUAUUGGCACAAGUAGUAAUAGUAUAUUGCAGAAUAAUAAAAUCCUUGUUUGAAAUUCA